UCACCUGCGCCCGCAAUGUUGCAGCCUACCGGCCUCGAAUCGACACUCUCCGCGCCGUCGACGCACCCGACGCUCAGCGUGCCGCUCUCGCCGCGCUACCUCUCGCCGCCCGCCGGCUGCGUGCCCUCGCUGCUGCUGCGGCUGCCGCCGGCCCUCUACGCCAACCCGCGCGACCUCACCGACCCGCUGCUCGACGACUGGACCUUUCUCGAGUCGCACGACGCCUCGCUGCGCCACGUCGACUGGCAGCACAUCGACAUCGAGCGCGCCGUCGGCUGGAGCGACGAGCAUGCGCAGCUGCGCCGCCGCCUCGCCGUCGGCGACGAGCCCGAUGUGUACCGCCCCGCAGAGGCAGCCCAGCCGGUGGCCAAGCGCAGCGGGGACACGAUCCGCGUUGCGUCUGUGCUAGAGAGCGGCAGUGCCUCGCCGCCUGCUGCGCCAACCUCAGACGCCGAGCUGCCGCUGGCUGUCGAGCGACGAGCGCUCCUGCUAAAUCUUAAGACGCUCGACCCCGCCGGCCUCGAAGACGACGAGGAGUACGAGACGCAGCAGCUCGACCUGCUGCUGCAUGCACGCUACCUGCCGCCGCGUACCUCGGGCCACGCCGACCGGCAUCUGCGCCCGUGGUGGCAGGUCGAGUGGGCACGCCUGAUGCGCACGGUCACCAGCCCGCAGACGUACGGCAACUACCUCGGCGUACAGCUCGAGGAGGCGGAGCAGUUCUGGAGCUGCGACCGGCCGCUGGAGUGGUCGGACGACAUGGAGAGUUGGGAGCAAGUCUCCGGCGUCACGCUGCUGCCAUCUCCACACGGUCACUUCGCCAUGCCCGACGACGAUGCACUCUACUACCGCCGCAGCCCGCCGUCGCGGCCGCCAAAGCUGCCCGCCAGCGCGCUGUGGCGCACGCACCGCCUGCGCCUGCCCACGGGCGAUGCCGAUCUGGCACAUUUCACGACGGCCGUCACGGCCAUCGUGACGCUGGCGUGCGCGCUGGCAGUGGUGCUGAGCGUCCUGCGCACGUCGGCUCGUGUAGGCGGACUCAAGAAGACGGUGCGGUAGCGUUACGGAAUGACAUUGCGAUACCCAACAGCU
Molecule: messenger RNA, 1092 nt
Organism: Tilletiopsis washingtonensis
Lineage: Eukaryota; Fungi; Basidiomycota; Exobasidiomycetes; Entylomatales
Exons: 2
Coding region: 16-1059 (347 amino acids)
Source: RefSeq, a predicted model, not a curated record